AUGGCGGAAGAAACCCAGCCAAGAUGGGAAGGCAAGCUCACUGCUGAGCUGAAAGGGCCAACACCAGAGCAAGUGUGGCCAUUCUUGGCGGACUUCUGCAACCUCCACAAGUUGCUUCCCACCCUCGACACGUGCCACCAAGUUGAGGGCGUCCUGGGCCAGCCGGGCCUUGUCCGGUAUGUCGCCUCCACCACGUUUGGCGAUGACUCAGACUCGUCGAAGAUCAAGUGGGCCAAUGAGCGCCUCCUCACAAUGGACCCUAGUGACAAGUGCUUCAGCUAUGAGGUAUUGGACAACAAUCUUGGAUUCAAGUCCUACGUCGCCACAAUUAGAGUGAUGCCCAUGAAUGAUGGGGAUGGUAAGAUGGUCGGGUGCAUGAUUGAGUGGUCUUUUGUGGUUGAUCCUGUUGAGGCUUGGGGGGUCCAAGAUAUGAAGUCUUUCUUUGAUUUUUGCCUCCAAUCAAUGGCCAAGAAGAUAGAAAGUGCAAUUCAAGAAACUAGUGGGUGA
Eucalyptus grandis is the source of this 507-nucleotide messenger RNA. Its product is annotated as lachrymatory-factor synthase. The record is from RefSeq and is a predicted model, not a curated record. Bases 1 to 507 code for a protein of 168 amino acids. Lineage: Eukaryota; Viridiplantae; Streptophyta; Magnoliopsida; Myrtales; Myrtaceae. The transcript has a single exon.